Molecule: messenger RNA, 2621 nt
Organism: Eptesicus fuscus (big brown bat)
Lineage: Eukaryota; Metazoa; Chordata; Mammalia; Chiroptera; Vespertilionidae
Product: synaptic vesicle membrane protein VAT-1 homolog
Exons: 6
Coding region: 73-1173 (366 amino acids)
Molecular function (GO): oxidoreductase activity; zinc ion binding
Source: RefSeq, a predicted model, not a curated record
GGACGCGCGCCCCGCCCUCCCCAGCUGUGCACCCUUCAGUCCAGCUGUGCGCGCACGUCGGGAGUCCCAGCCAUGUCCGCGGAGAGAGAGGUAGCCGAGGUGGCCACCGAAGCCGUGGGCGACGCCCACCAGCUGCGCAGCCUGGUGCUCACCGGCUUCGGCUGCCACGACAAGAUGAAGCUGAAGAGCAGGCCGGCCGCUCCCCCGGCCCCCGGCCCCGGCCAGCUGACGCUGCGGGUCCGGGCCUGUGGGCUGAACUUCGCGGACGUUAUGGCCCAGCAAGGAAUCUACGACCGGACGCCGCCGCUGCCCUACACUCCGGGCAUGGAGGGCGCGGGAGUCGUGGUCGCAGUGGGCGAGGGAGUCAACGACCGCAAGGUAGGGGAUCGGGUGAUGGUGUUGAUCCCCUCAGGCAUGUGGCAGGAGGAGGUGACUGUGCUCUCAACCCAGACCUUUCUGAUGCCUGAGUCCAUGACCUUUGAGGAAGCUGCUGCCUUGCUGGUUAAUUACAUCACAGCAUACAUGGUCCUCUUUGACUUUGGCAACCUACGGCCUGGCCACAGCGUCUUGGUACACAUGGCUGCAGGGGGUGUGGGUAUAGCCGCCUUGCAGCUGUGCCGAACAGUGGAGAAUGUGACAGUGUUCGGAACGGCCUCGGCCCGCAAGCACGAGAUGCUGAAGGAGAACGGGAUCACACAUCCCAUUGACUACCACACGACUGACUACGUGGAUGAGAUCAAGAAGAUCUCCCCCAAAGGCGUGGACAUCGUCAUGGACCCUCUGGGUGGGGCCGAUACUGCUAAGGGCUACAACCUCCUCAAACCCAUGGGCAAAUUGAUCUCCUAUGGAAUGGCCAACCUGAUGACGGGCCCCAAGCGGAACCUGAUGGCCCUGGCACGUACAUGGUGGAAUCAGUUCAGCGUGUCAGCUCUGCAGCUGCUGCAGGCCAACCGGGCUGUGUGUGGCUUCCACCUGGGCUACCUGCAUGAUGAGGUGGAACUGAUUGAUGGUGUGGUGACCCGCCUCGUGGCUCUGUACAAUCAGGGCCACAUCAAACCUCACAUUGACUCUGUGUGGCCCUUCGAGAAGGUGAUGGAUGCCAUGAGGCAGAUGCAGGAGAAGAAGAAUGUAGGCAAAGUCCUCCUGGUGCCUGGGCCAGAGAAGGAGAACUAGGAUGGGGGGCUGGGAGACCCUCGGGAAGAGAGGAGCUGGGAAGCCAUGUUAUGUUGGCCACCAGAUCCUCGAAUUUCAUCCUCUAUCAUAAUGCUCUGCCCUCUCUCCCCCAAAGGUCUCCGUGGUGAUGACCUCUCCCCUGCCCUGUGUUUUCUCUUUAGCCAGGGCUGCCCCCGCCCUCCUUCCUGCCCUCUGAAGAGGUUGGGAAGUGACCACUUGGAUGUCUGGGCCCCGCCAAGGGGACAGGGAGGGACAGAGGGAGACCGGCCAAGACUAGCCAAUCCCUUCCCGUUCUGUUCUACGUGCUUCCGCCUCUGCCUCAUCUCCCCUCCUGCCCCUGCCCCACUACCUCCCCCAAAGAAAUGAGAUGUCAGCUCAGGAUGUGGGGCCAAUCUGUGUGAGUCCAGCAUGUCCCUGUUUUGCCCUAGUGUCCCUUCAACCCGGGCCGACCAGCGCCCACCUCUGAACUCCUUUGCCUCAUUGGGUGGUCUCAUCUUCUUGUCCCCCAACUUCUUAAGCACAAUUGGGCUUCUUCCACCUCCAGGUUUCCUGCCACUCUUAACCCAGGUUGCCUCUUACAACGAGGGCAGGAAUCACACCUGCUCCCCUGGGUUACGACUCUGUGGGAGGGACACAGAGGCCCCCCCUCCUUCACUGAGUUCUCUGGAUUUGUUCUCAGUGCCUUAGCAAUGGAAAACCUGUGCUUGUGUAUAUGGGGUGGGGGGGUCCCUGUCCCUGUCUCACACCUCCUUCUCCACCCUUGUACUCCCCAGUGCCUUCCUUGUUCUGGUGGAGCUGGGGUUCUUCUGCUCCCCAGUCCCACAACACCCCCAAAAAUCUGUGAGUGUGCCAGUGUCAGGGGCAGGAGCAGCCCCUAGCCUCCUAGGUCCUGUGCCAUGUCCUGUCUCUCUCUGGGGCUGUCAUUUCUCUCUCAGUGGUUGAGGAGGAAGAGGUGGGGAAGUUUUCUCAGCCUUGCAGAUAAGGAUGGCAUUUACCAGCCAGAGCCCUGGGAGUCAAUGCUGUCUAUUUCUUGUUCUGGGACCAAAGUAAAAAUUAAAGCACAUCCCCGUGCAGUCAUGGGAGGCCCCCUGCCCCCUGCCUUCUCAGAGCAGGGAGGUACCUUUUCAAACUCAUCCCCAAACUUUGUUUACACGGAUGGGGAGAUGGAGUGAGGGAGAUGGUGGGGGUGGGGGGCGCAUUAGGAACUGGGCCCCCGGAACCAAAGUGGGGAUUUCCUAGGGCACAGGUGUAGCUCCCUCUGCUCUCUGAGCUGGAAUUAAGAAGGGUUCUUGCCCAGCCAUUGCCAAUGGGAGGUGGCGGGGAGGGGUUCAGCCUCUUCAUUGUCUAAAUGAGGCCUAAACGGUGUGAAGUGCGACUUCUGCUUGUGUGUACCCCACCCCAUGACCGAAGCUGCCUUUGUGUUUGUGUCAAUAAAAAGCGAAACCCUG